This is a messenger RNA of Tachyglossus aculeatus (Australian echidna), 1626 nucleotides long. RefSeq names its product dendrocyte expressed seven transmembrane protein (gene DCSTAMP). The coding region runs from base 28 to 1437 and encodes 469 amino acids. Gene Ontology annotation, cellular component: membrane. NCBI's taxonomy places the organism in Eukaryota, Metazoa, Chordata, Mammalia, Monotremata, Tachyglossidae. The record is from RefSeq and is a predicted model, not a curated record. The transcript is spliced from 3 exons.
CUCCCCAAGGACAAUAUUCUUGACGGCAUGAAUUUUUGGACCUCGGUCACUGAAGUUUGCCGACAUCUUUGGGAACUUUAUGUGUGUGAGAGGAGUCCUGGGUGGCAAAGUCUCUUACAGCAUGUUGCCAUAUAUUGUGUAGUGGGUUUCAUCUUUACCUUGGUCUUUGUUCUUGGUUUAUAUUGGUUUCUGCCAUCUGUAGCCCUUUUUACUGCUCUCUGGAUUGCCACUUCGAUUCUGUUGUGCUGGUCCAAGCAUGUGCGCUGCUUCUGUGUUCUUUUCCUUCUCUCCUGUGGUCUGCGUGAAGGCAGAAAUGCCCUGAUCACAGCCGGGACUGGAAUCGUGAUCUGCAGGCACGUGGAAAACAUUUUUCACAACCUAGAAGGCCUGAUGGACGGUAUAACCUGCAAUCUUAGAGCACAGGGAAUCUCUAUCCACAUGCCACUUUUGCAGAAAUACAUAGAAGCACUUCAUUGGAUUUAUGACCAAGGGACCAGUCUAUGCAACCCAUUUGGGGACAUUGUUUCUCUGAAUCACACCUUGGCUGUCUCCGUGUUCAGUUCCUCUGAAGCCUUUGAAGCCAAGCUCAACGACACCAGGGAGGAAGUCCUGAACAUGGUGGACCGUAUCAGCACUAUCAUGGAAAUGGCCACUUCUCUUGGUCAAGGGCUCUUGGCCGUCGCUGGACUUACCUUUGUCCUCCUUGGCACUGGGCUCUUCAUGAGACGGUUUUUGGGUUCUCGCACUGGGAAGUUUGAGAAUAUCUACAUCACAAGGCGUUUCAUUCAGUAUGAUGAACAGGAGAGGCUGCAGAGACGGCCCUGUGUCCUUCCACUCAGUAGGAAGGAAAGAAAGAAGUAUGUGGUUAUCCCAUUAUUCCGCCCUACUCCAAGAGAGAUGAGAAGCCUGGGAUUGUUCUUCCUCCCCAUAGUGGCCAAUUUUUAUAUCUGGGUCUCACUUGUGGCCAUGGACUAUUUGCUUUAUUGCCUCAUUUUCUCUGUGAGCAAGCAUCUCCAAAACUUGCCAGUACUGGAGGUUCAUUUGACGUUGCACGAUGAGGAAAAUCAAGAUAUUAUUGAUGAUUUUCCCUUUAAUAUGCCUCUGUUUGAGCCCAACUGUAUCCCCAAACCGGAGCUCGUCAUCUCUAAGACCUGGAUCCCUCUGAUCAUCAUCCUCAUCGUUUUAGUGGUGUUUGGGCUUCUCUCUUCUACACUGAUGCAAUUCAAAGUUCUGGUGUCAAUGGCAUUUUAUCCCAACAUAGAGAAGGAGCGAAUACAUUACCUGCAUGCAAAACUCUUAAAAAAAAGAGCAAAGCAACCCUUGGAAAAUGGAAAAAGGAAACUGAGCCAGGUUAUUACCAAGCUUCACUUCUGGUUUCCAAUCCUGAAGAUGGUUGAGAGGGAUAGAAAAGUCAUCGCAAACAAUCAAAACCCUUGAAAAGUUCCAAGCCGCUCCAGCUAAAUUCAGUUCUCAGACUCAGCAGUGCCUCCCUGAUUCCUCAAUCUCCAGACUACAAAACUGAAAGAAGCCAUGAGAAAGGGUUUAACAGCACAUGGUUUGCUUUUUUUUAAUUUAAGAAGUUUCAGAGAACUUUUAUACAUGCCAAGUGGUUUGGAGCUGUUUAUU